This is a messenger RNA of Sinocyclocheilus rhinocerous, 1113 nucleotides long. RefSeq names its product protein NLRC3-like. The record is from RefSeq and is a predicted model, not a curated record. Lineage: Eukaryota; Metazoa; Chordata; Actinopteri; Cypriniformes; Cyprinidae. The annotation marks the transcript as partial. The transcript is spliced from 2 exons.
AUAGUCAUUUAAUUAUAACGUUGACAAAGUUAAAUCUGUUUUUUGCUUUUUCAUCAUGUUUUUAUUCACUUUCAUCAGCCUUUUUAACAGAGGAUUUAAUGCUGCAGAAAUUCUUGCAAAUUCACAAAACCAACAUGAAGAAGAAAGCAAAGUAUAUUUUUGAGGGCAAUAAAGAAAACGACACAGAUCUCGAGACUGUUUACACAGAGCUGUUCAUCACAGAGGGAGAGAUGAAAGAUGUCAAUCACGAACAUGAGAUUCUGAAGAUUGAUGAUGCUUUCAUGAACAAAAAAACACAGGACAAACCAAUCAAAUGCAAUGAUAUAUUUACUGAACUGAGGAAAAACAAUGAGGAGAAGAUUGUGCUGACCAAGGGAGUCGCUGGCAUCGGAAAAACUGUCUCUGUGCACAAGUUCAUCCUGGACUGGGCAGAAGAAAACACCAAUCAGGAUAUAGACUGUGUGUUCCUGCUUCCAUUCAGAGAGAUCAACAUGAUUAAAAACAGAGAGGUCAAUCUCCAUGAGUUUCUGCUGAAAUUUUAUCCUGGAUUGAAGAACCUGGAGAAAUCAAAGUUAUAUAAGGAAUGUAAGCUAGCGUUUAUAUUUGAUGGACUUGAUGAGAGUCGACUGCCAUUAAACUUUAAAAGUGAAACACUGGACACUUUUGAGGAAAGAUCAUCUGUAGAUGUGCUGUUCACAAGUCUGGUCAAAGGUAAGCUGCUUCCAUCAGCUCUGGUCUGGGUGACAUCACGACCAGCAGCAGCCAAUCAGAUCCCUGGAGUCGCUGGCAUUGGAAAAACGGUCUCUGUGCACAAGUUCAUCCUGGACUGGGCAGCAGGAGACGCCAAUCAGAAUAUACACUGUGUGCUCCUGCUUCCAUUCAGAGAGAUGAACUUAAUGACCAAUGAAGAUUUCAGUCUCCACGAGCUUCUGCUGGAAUUUUAUCCUGAACUGGAGGGCCUGGAGAAAACAAAGUUAUAUAAGGAAUGCAAUCUAGCAUUUAUAUUUGAUGGACUUGAUGAGAGUCAACUGCCACUGAACUUUAAAAGUGACACACUGGACACUGUUGAGGAAAGAGCAUCUGUAGAUGUGCUGUUCACAAGUCUGGUCAAAG